GCGCGGCCGCGGCAGUCGCAGCGGGGCCAUCUUCGGCGGGCGGGCCGGCCGGCUCGGCCAGUGCAGCCGGCGUCCACGUUCCUCGCCCGGCCCGAUGGCGCCGCGGCCGCUGGUCCCCUUGGUGCUGGCGCUGGGCGGCGCCGCGGCCGUGCUCGGCUCGGCGCUCUUCAUUCUCUGGAAGACCUACUUCGGCCGCGGACGGGAGCGGCGCUGGGAGCGGGGCGAGGCCUGGUGGGGCGUGGAGCCUGCGCGCCUCCCGGAGUGGGAUGAGUGGGAGCCCCAGGACGAGGAGGACGAGGAGCCGGCGCUGGAGGAGCUGGAGCAGCGGGAGGUGCUGGUGCUGGGGCUGGAUGGUUCAGGGAAGAGCACGUUCCUGAGAGUGCUGUCCGGGAAGCCGCCGCUGGAAGGCCACAUUCCCACCUGGGGCUUCAACUCGGUGCGGCUGCCCACCAAGGACUUCGAGGUGGACCUGCUAGAGAUCGGUGGCAGCCAGAACCUGCGCUUCUACUGGAAGGAGUUUGUGAAUGAAGUGGACGUGCUGGUGUUCAUGGUGGAUUCGGCUGACCGACUGCGGCUGCCCUGGGCCCGGCAAGAGCUUCACAAGCUGCUGGACAAGGACCCUGACCUGCCUGUCGUUGUGGUGGCCAACAAGCAGGACCUGAGCGAGGCCAUGAGUAUGGUGGAGCUGCAGCAGGAGCUAGGCCUGCAGGCCAUCGAUAGCCAGCGAGAGGUUUUCCUUCUGGCGGCUAGUGUCGCCCCUGCAGGACCUGGCUUUGAAAACCCCGGCACCGUGCACAUCUGGAGACUACUCCUGGAGCUUCUCUCCUAGGCAGCGCCUACCUGCUCACCCCAGCCCUGGGAACCCCAGUUCAGCUGCUCCUGCUUCUUUAUGGCCUGGGCCUGGGGCAGGCGCCCCAGGCAGCAUUCCCUUCUCCCCUCCUUUCCCCCCUUAAGACAGUGCCUGGGCCAGGCAGAGAAUUGCACCAAAGCCCUCCUACUUAGGAGAGUGGCCCUCAGGUUGAAGCAGUAGUGGGUGAGGCCGAUAGUGGGAGAAGGUGGUUGUCUAGGUCAUUCCAACUAGAACUGGGUCCAGCUUUUGUCCCUGAAGGCAUCCUCUGACCUGAACCAUGAGCUUUCAGUGGGUUCCAUUCUCCCCUCCCUGCAGGUGCUGGUGGUUGAGGACCAGUGUAGCUAUCAGAAGUUUUCCCACGCUAGACUGUCCCCUCAUCAUGACUCCUUACACAGGCAGGUUCUGGACUCCCUGUCUGCAUCAUCCUACUGCCCCACCUCUGCCCAACUAGCUCGUGGCCUUGUGGAGUCUCUGCCUUGCUGGCUGCAGGGCCAGCACUUUUAAAGGGAGGUGAUAUCCAUGUCUUUUCUACCUUGGGGAAAUGUAUUUUCCAGCCCUAGGACAUUGGUGAAGGAGCAAGGAGCUUUCUGAAGAUCUCCCUGCUUCCCCUAAACCCCGUCCUGGCUGGCCAGCCUCUCUUACCUACAGAAUAAGUGGUAUUCAACCCCUAAUCAGAAAAAAAAAAAACUGGACUUUUUCCUCUCUAAUCUGUAGACAGAAACUGCUGCUAUUGCGCUAACUGUGCCAGUGCCCAUGUUUACAUUAGUCUGGGGAAGGAAAGAGCCAUGUCCCUGGGAAGAACAUCGUCCACCAGAGCAGGGUGUCGGCCUCGGACCUGCUUUCUGAUUAUUUAUCAAGGGAACAGACCAGAGUUUUAGGCUCUGUUUCUAGGUGCUGUAACCAAAACCCUAGGUGAUUGUUACGGGAAAUUGGAUCUUUGAGAAAAAUAACUGGAAUCACGAAUGACAGUGUAACCUACAGGUAUCAGUGGAGAUGGAGCUCUGACUUCCCUCACCCACCUAUAACUGGUACCGUGAUACUUCUCACUGAUGUCGAAGGGACACAAGUCUCUUGUGUAGAGGUAACAAACAACUCUGGGAGGGGACAUUUCAACCGUGAAUCCAGCUACAAAGAAAUGGGAUUUACAGUCCAGCCAACAGGAUGUCCUUGGGUCCAUCACUCAGCCUUUCUGGACCCGUAGGUUCCCCAGCUAAAGCAAAGUUGGAUGGAGAGUCUGGCAUUCUCUCCAGACUGCCUUCCACGAUUCUCUUGUUUCCAGUCAUCAGCCAGUGUGAAGAUUGUCUGUGUUGACUCUUUAGUAUAGGCAAAAGAAGGAGCCUUUUGUCUAUCAGGAGCCACUGAAUAAUGAGCAGGCACAAAUGGACUUUAUACAGAAGAGAUCUUCAACUCAUUUUGCCUUUUAAUUGAGAAUAGAGAUUCUGUGCCUUCAUUUCAUUUGACAUUGACUGUACUUCAGUUCUAGGCUGUGACUGCGCUAGCAGAGGAUCGGGGUGGGGAUGUGGGCUGGGAAGCUUCUGGACUUGAGAAGUGAGCACAGACGUGGGAAGAAAAGCCUGCUGAGCUCUUGGGCUGCAGAGAUAGGAAUGGAAUCCAGUUCUUUGAAUGCUGAUGAAACUUAUGCAUUAAGAAGUGAUUUUUCUGCUUUUAUUUAAAAUAUUUAAGGAAUGACAUGGAGUUUAGAAUAACCUUUGAAACUGCUGCCAACUUUUCAUUUUGCCAUUGGAAGGUCAAGAAACGUGACUUCUUUGUCCUACAAACUCCACCCUAUUCUCCAGUGCUUGAAACAGCACUGUCGAGGGAGGCCCUUCAUUCUAAUUAAGAUCUGCCUUUGACCUAUUAAGUAUUAUGAUGUAGUACAAUUUUAAAGACCCCAGUGAUGGGGAGGUGAACUUGAAUAGAGUUUAAGUAUAUCUACUAGAGGAACUUUUAAAAACCACUCUCAGAGUUGACAGGUCCCAGUGGCUCAUGGGAAACACCUGCCACUGAAGGUGUGGAAGAUCGCGCACCAUCCCUCCAACACUUAACUUGUGCAAGAGCAUAGGCCUUCUGUUGGCCUGUGGAGUGCCUCACCAGGUUUGUGGCUGACAGCUGCAGUCCUCUGUGGGGACUGCUGGCCCAUUCUCCAGGCAGAGUGCCAAACAGUGCCCAUCUGCUCUGGUUUCUGCCAGGACUAGACUGGCCAAGCCUGUGCGGGGGUAGGGGUGA
Messenger RNA from Talpa occidentalis (Iberian mole), 3076 nucleotides. RefSeq names its product ADP ribosylation factor like GTPase 10 (gene ARL10). The record is from RefSeq and is a predicted model, not a curated record. The coding region runs from base 95 to 829 and encodes 244 amino acids. Lineage: Eukaryota; Metazoa; Chordata; Mammalia; Eulipotyphla; Talpidae. Gene Ontology annotation, molecular function: GTP binding; GTPase activity. The transcript is spliced from 4 exons.